Molecule: messenger RNA, 7934 nt
Organism: Passer montanus (Eurasian tree sparrow)
Lineage: Eukaryota; Metazoa; Chordata; Aves; Passeriformes; Passeridae
Gene: KCNN2
Product: potassium calcium-activated channel subfamily N member 2
Exons: 10
Coding region: 1131-4079 (982 amino acids)
Biological process (GO): potassium ion transmembrane transport
Cellular component (GO): neuron projection; neuronal cell body; plasma membrane
Molecular function (GO): small conductance calcium-activated potassium channel activity; calmodulin binding
Source: RefSeq, a predicted model, not a curated record
GAAAAUUAAGGACACAGCUUGAACAAAAAAGGACAGAUCGAACCUUGCCUAUCUAAUUUUUAACUAGUUCACAAAACAUGUAUUUUGAAAGCAAGCUUCAGCAAGAAUGAAGCAGAAUAGUAGAACAGUAGAAUUAGAGAAUAGUAGAAGCCCAGCUUCUCUAGGAUUUUAAUUUCCAAAGAUUCCUGAGAUUCAUGCAUAUUUUAAAAAACAGGCAAAAUGGGACAAGAAAGAUAGAAUUACAGCACUGUGUUUUUUUCAAAGAGAACGGAAUAUCUGAAACUGUGUUAAGAGUUCAUAUUAACUAUUAUGGACUAUAAUAGCCUGUUCAUUCUUAAGAAUGAAAGCACUUUUUAUCUUGGCCAUUGGUGUUCAGGGAAAUUAGUGCAAUAUUGAGCAUCCAGAUACGCUUCCGUGUAACUUAAUAACUGAAGUAUUUUUUCAUUUGUGCAAUGAAGUGUGUGUAGAUUUUUAUUCAAAACUUGGUUGUAAGACAAAUUUUUACUUAUCACAAGACAUUAUGAUUUUGUGUAUUGUAUAUAUUCCGACUUAUGAGUGCUUUUUCAAAAUAGCAUGCUAUGCAAACAUAGCUAAAUUUUGGUCUGUCUCUAAAUAAUUUAUCUAUAUUGUAACCCAUGAUAAUCACUACAUUAGUGAGGCUUGUUUCAUUGUGUGACUGAUACGUGUAUUACUUUAAAAGCUACAUCUUGAUUAGGAAUUAACUUUAAAAUUUUAUAACAGAGCAUAUUUAAAAACUUUGCUAAUGACACUGCCUCACUCAUCUUUCUAACCUACAACUCAUCUAAGGAUUUCAAAGGAAAUUGAAUGUCACAGGAGACACAGAAAUUACAAAGAUGCAGGCUUUUGUCCUAGAAAGGCUGGUGGAUUUUGCCUUUAAUAUUGCCGAGAAAUUAAAGAUGUAAGGAAAUCUUUCAUGCUAUCAAAUAUUGACUGGGGAAAAAAAUAAGGAAGAAAAAAAUAAAUAUACACCCCUUAUAGUCUUGCCUAGUUGACAUCUGACAGGAAUGACACAGCUGUAACAAGGUAAAUCACUUCUCAUUUUCAUAAUUCUUUCCUUAAAUAAUCUUUCCUUAAAUAUAUGGAGAAAGCAGACUUUACCUGACGCAGACAUGGCUCUGCCUAACGGAGCUGCCAGAGCAGAUUACUCAGUGGGGGCUUGGGAGGCAAAGAAAGGGGAAAAGGCAAAAUGGCAGCAUACAACCAACUUGAGGACCGUGCAGGCAGUGCACGGCGGGGAGCCGCAGGCGGAGGGCAGCUACUCAGUGACACCGGUCCCGUUUCCCGGUACAGCUCCUGCCGACCCGGCGGAGCAGCUCUGCAGCCCUCGAACCACCCCCGGCUGCCGCCCCGGCCGCGCCUCUCCCUCCUCCGGCUGCGGGAGGAAGGAGCAGCCGGCAGAAGCCGCGGGUCCCCCGACCCGUCCUUCGGGACAGGCCCGGGAUGUGCCGGGGAGGGCUCCCCGCCCCGCCCCGCGCCGCGGCCCCUUCCCGCUCUCUGCGGCCCGGGGCGGCGGGCGCGCAGCGAGCCCCGCGCUGUGUUUUGCAGGGCGGCGGCGGCGGCGGCGCUGCUGGACAGCUCCGGAGCGCGACGCGGCGCCCAUGUUCCGGAGACGGCGCAGAUGUGACGUGAUGCCCGUUGUUUUGGUGCGCCCGACCAAUCGGACGCGGCGGCUGGAUUCUACGGGAGCCGGGAUGGGCCCGUCGUGGCGGCAGCAGGACGCUCCCCUGCCGACCGUCACGCAUUGCGCAGGGUGCACUACCGCCCGGUCCUCCUGCGGCUUUAACGGCCCCGGCAUGGACCCGCCGCGCCACUUCCCGGCGGGCUUCGGCCCCGAGCAGCAGCAGCCGCAGCAGCAGCACCACCAGCAACAGCAGCAGCAGCGCCCGCCGGCGCCGCCGCACUGCCAGCAGCACGGCCAGGACAAGCAGAGCCUCCAGCAGCAGCAGCAGCAGCAGCAGCAGAGCCCGUGCCUCCAGUGCAACAACUGCGCCUACUACGGGGCUGCUGCGGCAGCCGCGGGGGAUAACCUGCCCCUGCUGCUCCGCGCCUCCUCGCCGCUUUCGGGCGCCUUUCGGACGCACUCCUCGCCGCUGUCUUCCGCCGCCUCCUCCCGGCACGGCAGCCAGCUGAACGUCAGCGAGUUCACCCCGUCCAGCCAUGCUGGCGCGUCCAGACAGCCUCACCAAUAUUCCCAGUACCACCAGUGCCAUAGCCUGCAGCAGCAGCAGGCAGCCAGCCCCAGCAGCAGUGUCAGCAGCAGCAGCACUCACCACCAUCAUCACCACCACCAUCACCACCACCAUCACCAGCAGCAGCAGCGCCGGGAGAGCAACCCCUUCACCGAAAUAGCCAUGAGCAGCUGCAGGUACAACGGCGGCGUCAUGCGGCCGCUCAGCAACCUGAGCUCGUCCCGCAGGAACCUGCACGAUCUGGACUCCGAGUCGCAGCCGCUCCAGGCGCCGCUCGCCAGCCCCGCCGCCGCCGGCUCUGCCCCCGCCGCCGGCAGCCCCGCCGCCCCGGAGAUCGUGGUCUCCAAGCCCGAACACAACAACUCCAACAACCUGGCGCUGUACAGCUCCGCCGGCCCCGGCCCCGGCCCCGGCACGGGAAGCUCCAACAACGGCGGGGGCAAGUCCAGCAAGAAGAAGAACCAGAACAUCGGCUACAAGCUGGGACACCGCCGGGCUCUCUUCGAGAAGCGUAAGCGCCUCAGCGACUACGCGCUCAUCUUCGGCAUGUUCGGCAUCGUCGUCAUGGUCAUCGAGACCGAACUCUCCUGGGGCGCCUACACCAAGGAGUCUCUGUAUUCCCUCGCUCUGAAAUGCCUUAUUAGCCUCUCCACGAUUAUCCUGCUCGGGCUCAUCAUCGUGUACCACGCAAGAGAAAUCCAGUUGUUCAUGGUGGACAAUGGAGCAGAUGACUGGAGAAUAGCCAUGACUUAUGAGCGUAUUUUCUUUAUCUGCUUGGAAAUACUGGUGUGUGCUAUACAUCCCAUACCUGGGAAUUACACAUUCACAUGGACAGCCCGGCUCGCCUUUUCUUACGCUCCAUCCACAACAACAGCUGAUGUGGAUAUUAUUUUAUCUAUACCAAUGUUCUUAAGACUUUAUCUUAUUGCCAGAGUUAUGCUUUUGCAUAGCAAACUUUUCACUGAUGCCUCAUCUAGAAGCAUUGGAGCAUUAAAUAAGAUAAACUUCAAUACCCGUUUUGUUAUGAAGACUCUAAUGACAAUAUGUCCAGGAACAGUACUGUUGGUUUUUAGUAUCUCAUUAUGGAUAAUUGCUGCAUGGACUGUCCGAGCUUGUGAAAGAUACCAUGACCAACAGGAUGUUACUAGCAAUUUCCUUGGAGCAAUGUGGUUGAUUUCAAUAACUUUUCUAUCCAUUGGAUAUGGGGAUAUGGUACCAAAUACAUACUGUGGAAAAGGGGUCUGUUUACUUACUGGAAUCAUGGGUGCUGGGUGCACUGCACUGGUGGUAGCUGUGGUGGCAAGGAAGUUAGAACUUACCAAAGCUGAAAAACAUGUGCAUAAUUUCAUGAUGGACACCCAGCUAACUAAAAGAGUGAAAAAUGCAGCGGCCAAUGUACUCAGGGAAACAUGGUUAAUUUAUAAAAACACAAAGCUGGUUAAAAAAAUAGACCACGCAAAAGUAAGGAAACAUCAACGCAAAUUCUUGCAAGCUAUUCAUCAAGCUCGGAAAUUAAGAAGUGUAAAAAUGGAACAAAGGAAACUGAAUGAUCAAGCCAACACUUUGGUGGACCUGGCAAAGACUCAAAACAUCAUGUAUGACAUGAUUUCUGACUUAAAUGAAAGAAGUGAAGAUUUUGAGAAGAGAAUUGUUACUCUGGAAACUAAACUGGAAACUUUAAUUGGUAGCAUUCAAGCUCUUCCUGGACUGAUUAGCCAGACAAUCAGCCAGCAACAGAGGGAAUUCCUCGAGGCUCAGAUACAAAAUUAUGAUAAGCAUGUUGCCUACAGUGCUGAACGAUCACGAUCUUUGUCAAGAAGAAGGAGAUCAUCCUCCACAGCACCACCAACUUCAUCAGAGAGUAGCUAGAAGAGAAUAAGUUAACCGCAAAAUAAAGACUUUUUGCCAUCAUAUGGUCAAUAUUUUAGCUUUUAUUGUAAAGCCCUAUGGUUCUAGCCAGCGUUAUCUGGGUUCUGAUGUCAGAAUCCUGGAAACCUGAACACAUUUUAGGCCAAAAUGAGUGAAAACUCUUCUUUCCCCCCCCCACCCCCCCAGAUGCACAGUGAAUGCACCUAGUAUUGCUAUAUUAGAUUGUUCUUCCUGUAAUUUCACUUUUUUUUCAUGCACUUCAAAUAAGCUUUACUACUACAAUACAUAAUCUAAUAUGAUAAAAAUGUUAAUUUCUGCACAUAGUUACUUGAUUACCUUGACCUAACAACCAAAAAAAAAGUUCACAAUCAAAAGACCUAAUUAUGAACUUUUAAGAAACUAAAUCAAAGCUUAAUAAUUGUUUCUAAGUAUGAAAGCUAACUGUCUAAACUUUGCUUGCAGUGGAGGGGGAAAAAAACCAUUAUUAAUCUAACAGUGUGCUGUAUCUGUAUAGUCAUUUUAAAAGGUCAUGAACAGCUUUGAUUUCUGAAGUGAUUAAUUAAAAAUAUAGUUUAUCCUAGAAAAUAAGUCUCAGAGAAAGCUAUGGGUUUUUUUUAAUGCGGUUAGGGCUUUUAUUUAACAUGCAUUGAUACCUACACACACACAUAGAUAAUAUAUAUAUACAUAUGUAUUUAUGUAUAUAAGAUUAUUUAUGCAAUGCCCAUAGCAAUGAUCUUUUAAACUGACUAUUCGUAAAGCUACUGGCAUGCAAAAAGCACAGGCAAUGUCCUGUUUACGUAUUCAGAGUCUCAUAACAAUGCCAGGUACGUUUAUCCAGAUCAAAAGCAUCACUUUCACCCAGAAGUCUCCUAAUAAUGCUGUUUGGGUUUUGAAAGUGUUAGGUUGCUACUUUCUCCACUCCUUUCUUUGUGUUUCUGGAGUGAAUGACUGACACACAGACUUACAGUACACAUGGUUGUGUGAUGGCAGCACAGUGUUCUGUAUAUGUUAUGUUUCGGCAAUCCCCAUGGUUCCUGCUAUGCAGUCAAGCUUAGCAAAACACUUCUAGCAAUAUUUCCAAAACCUCCUGUAAAAAGCCAGCUGUAGACUGGAGUUACAACAGAAGGGUAUCUAUAGUACUUUAUUUUCAUGCAUAAAAACAAGGUCUCCUACUUUAUUAAAGAAAAAAAAAAAAAAACCAAAACAAAACAAAAAACAAGUCACAAAGCAUAGUCACCAGUAGGCACUGGUGAAAAACUUUUGACUGACAUUUCUCCUGGUUUAUGCUCCAGAAUAGCAAAACUAGGUGAGUUUAAAUGCUCAGUACAUGCAACUUGCAUGAACAAUUCCUAGUUAUAAGCAGGAAAUUAUUCGACUUUAUGAGAUAUUUUUUAGUACUUGCUAUUUAUGAAAUGUGCCAGUCCAGUCUGCCUCUCCCCCAGUUUACAGCCAAGGGUGACAUCUCUAGCUAAACAAGUAGACGUGGCUGACUGUUUCUAUGUCUGCCUAGAGGUAACCAACUUGCUCGUUGAAGGAAGUGAGGAAAUGCACAUUGCUCCAUGAAACACUGUGACUUCUGGCCAGCAAGGACAGGCAGGCAAGAGUAAUGCAGAAAGUCAGGGUAGAGCCCUUCUGGGCAAGACAGAAGAGCUUUCCAGCAACCAGAAUUCCCCAAACCAAAUACAUAAUCUGAUAAAGAGCAGACACUUUAGGCCUAUUCAAAUUAAAGGAUCUUCCUUUUUUGGUGUUACGAAUGUAUAAAUGAUGAAUGUAUAAGUGACAUCCAGAGGUAUUGCAUGCUUAUUAAAAGGUCAAGAAUUUCUCCAACUUUUUAUGUCCUUGAGAAAGAUGAUGACUUCAGUAUUUUUCCCCCUAGAGCAGGACAGUUGCAUGCCUUUGGCGUGCCUUAUUUACAGACUGUGGUAUUUUGUGACUGGAAAUAACCAGCAGUAUGCAUAGUAUUUGCAGUUCUGCUUUUGUUUUUAUGGAGAUCAUUUUCAAAGGAAAAGAUGGAUAUUAUAUAGUCCUAAUACUUUUCUAGUGCGGUCCUUAAAUAAAUGACAUUGUGAAUGGUCAUAAGGCCAGUAGUAAUUAAUAAUAUUGGAAUUUAAUAGUCAAGUUUUAGAAAUCUUUUUUUUCCUUUUUUGCAUUUAGUUUAGAAUACUCUUCUUGACAUUGAAUGUGAAAUACACUUUCUGUAGCUUGAAUACAUUCCUUUUUCUCCUGUCAGCUUGAACUAGCUCUUUCAUUGUUUACAUCUUUUUAAUAUAUGUAUAACACUCAUUUUUUGCACAACUGGGUUUUUAAAGAACUGUAGCUCCACUUAGAAGAAUUUUUGUCAAUCUGUCAAUUUUAAUUAAGAUCCAGCUACAAGUAUUGAGCUGGCUAUUUCUGUUGUGAAAGAGCAGCUUUCAGUCUUUGACCUCUCUGUUUCUUUUACUCACUAGGACUCAAAAGCCUGAACCUAAUAUUAUUGCCACAGCUUUAUGCAAUGGUGAGAUUCAUCAGGAUUAUUUCCAUCAGUCGCAUUCUGUAACAACCUGCCAAAUUAUUUUGGAUUCUUUUCUUUCUUUUUAAAGCAAAAAACAAAUGAUGUCACCAUGUUAUACUCCAGUUCUACAUCUUAAUUUACCUUCAAGAUCACUACAGAUAUUUUAUCUGCAUUUUCAGCACGUGUGACUUUUUUCUUGUAAUAUCUGAUUUCAGCACUAAGGUGCUGCAUGGGGAUACACUACAUGAAAGGACUGAUAUAAACUUUUAUUCAGGAGAGCACAAAGCACUCUUGGUUUGAUUUUCUUACUCUUGACACUAAACUCCUUUUAGUCUUCCCUUGUCUGACUUUUGUAGUACCACAAAUUCCAUUACUGAAUUUUUAGUUCCAAAGCUUUAGCUGUAUCAUUGUAAACAUAUGUAAUCACCAAAAGGAAAACAUAUCAUUUUGACAGAUCGUGGAAACUGUAUAUUUAAAUGUAGACUUUUCUUGUAAAGAUUGUUUACAAAUGACAAGGAGUCUUUCUCAAAGCAUAUGGCAUAUUUACCAUAUUACAAUUGUAAAGCUUCAUGCACCUCUUGCCUUAGUUUCACCAGUAGGAAAAUUCUGCUUUCUGUUGCUAUUAAACUCCUUUUCACUACAUUCCAGACACUGAUUCCAUUUUUAAGUUUCUUGGGAGUCUUUUUGCUAGUCUGCUUUUUUAAAGACACCGAGCAAAGAUACCUUGCUCGGAAGGACUGAAAUGUAAGAUCACAAUAGACCUGUUCACUAUGCUUAGAAUUAAAUGCUUUCAUUUAAAUAGUACUUUUUACUUAAAUUUACUAUUUUUCCAGAAUCAGAAUAAUACAUUCAUAUGUUUUAUGCUUGCAAAUGCUCUGCAAUUUUUGAUUCUGUAAAUCAUUAUGUAUUUUAAGCCUGCAUAUCUUUCCAGACAGACGUGCACAACUCAGCUUUUCUUUACCUCCUGCUGCUCCAUAAGGAUGUAUCUUAUAUGAAAAGAGAUUUGCUAUGUAAAAGUUUGGCAUCCAGCUUAGGAGCUCUGAAUGCCUUCUGGAGGUUCAUACCUUGUGAGCUAUUUCAAAACUAUGGCUCCCCAGACUGAGUUUGGAAUCACUGUCAUCAUUAGAGCAAACAUAAGUGAUAAGUAUACUGUUUUACAAAUUGUAAGACUCUUUUCACGUCAGAUCAUAUGUAAACAUUCAAGCUGAUAUGCCACACAUUAAGAGCAUAUCUAAGCAUAAAAGAAUAAAAGGUGUUCAAUGUGUCUAAAAUUCAGAAUAAAAUCUGUAACCCUUAUCAAUACAAAAAAUUUAAAUUGUUUGUAAACUCUUUUCCCGUAACUAAGUUAUGAAAAAUUCUUACUA